CAAGGUAUGCUCUAAUUCGAUUGUUUAGAGCCCAGACUGCGUACAAACAGAACCCAAAAAUUAAAGCAUUCAACACUUCGUUACGGAGUGUGGUUUUGAAUCUUUUGAUAAAUUUAUUUUCGUACGCGCCAAUUGUCCUUACGGAGUUUUGUUUUGAAUUCUUUUGAUAAAUUUAUUUUCGUACGCGCCAUUUGUGGUCUAAAAAUAGUGCGAAAAUGAUUCCCUCGUUGCAGCUCUCAAAUUGCAGAGUCCUGUUACCUUGUCCCAUCAAGCUCAAACAGCAUGGUGAAUCAGCUCUUUUCAUCAGUUCUAGGGCUUCCAAGCCCGCUUUUAUGGGGGCAUUUUCUUCAGAGAACGGGGUGCAUUCCCACUUGCCAGUGAAUGGAAAUGACCUGGCCACUGAGACCUCAAAUUCUCUUGAUCCUUCGGUUGCCUGUGAAGAUUCAAAACAAGCUAAUGAAACACGGUCAACACAAUCAAAUUCGUCGAAGGAGUUGAUGGAGCGGCUUAAGAAUUAUGGAGUUUCUGGGGUGCUCUCCUAUGGAUUACUGAAUACAGCAUAUUAUCUCACAACGUUUAUAUUGGUUUGGUUCUAUGUUGCUCCGGCUCCUGGAAAAAUGGGUUAUGCUGCUGCUGUUGAAAGGUUCCUGAAACUAAUGGCAAUGGUGUGGGCAGGGAGCCAAGUUACAAAGAUUGCUAGAGCUGGAGGGGCAUUGGUUCUUGCACCUUUUGUAGAUAGAGGUUUGUCAUGGUUCACUAAGAAAUUCAGGUUCUCCUCAAGGGGAAAGGCAUUUGCAGCCAUUGCUGGGAUCUGUUUCGGGUUGGCUCUUUUGUUGUUCAUUGUGUGUUUCAGCAUUGGGAAUCAGUGGGUACAGGCCAAAUUUCUGGUCGGAACAGUCGUUUUAACCAUUUUGCUUGUAUUUUUGAACAAUGUUUCAACAUUGGGAAUCGGUGUGUAUGGGAGCUAUUUCUAGUGGGAACAGGGAAUCAGUUGGAUUC
Messenger RNA from Amborella trichopoda, 999 nucleotides. Its product is annotated as Gag-Pol polyprotein/retrotransposon. Lineage: Eukaryota; Viridiplantae; Streptophyta; Magnoliopsida; Amborellales; Amborellaceae. The record is from RefSeq and is a predicted model, not a curated record.